AUGAUCCAUCCGGAAGGUGCUGCUGCUGCUGCUGCUGGGGCCGGUGCUGCUACUAUGCCGGUGACGUUUUCGUUCGAACCGUUCAACCCAGCUGCUGGAAAGUUCGAUCGGUGGUUAGACCGAUUGCAAAUUUCGUUCCGGAUCUACAAAGUAGCCAAUGUAAACAAACGGGACUACUUGCUGCAUUAUAUGGGCGGUGCGGCCUACGAAAUCCUGUGCAACAAGCUGAUGGACGAGCCGCCGCUGGAGAAAAGCUACGAUCAAAUUGUGACGAUUCUCAAAAACCACUUCACUCCUGCUCCGUUGGAAAUAUUAGAAAAUUUUAAGUUCCAAAGCCGUAAACAAUUGGAACAUGAAACGUUGAGCGACUACCUGAUGGAUUUGGAGAAAUUAGCCCAGACUUGCAAUUUCGAAGCCCACCUAAACAAAGCUAUCCGGAACCAGUUUGUUUUCGGAAUCCGGAUCCGUGUUAUCCAAUCGCGAUUGCUGGAAGUGCGCGAUUUAACACUCGAGCGGGCGAAGGAGAUUGCGUUCGGUAUGGAGAUGUCGUUCCGUGGGACCGACGAAAUGCAUGGUUUCCGUCUUCGGCCGUCUGCAGACGUAAAGUACAUCGAGCACGGCAAAACCAAGAAGAAGAAGAGCAACAAUCAACUAUCUUCAACCAACUCGACUGCAGCUGCGUCGUCUAAAAAGUUCGAUGGCCAAAAGAGAACAUGCUACAGAUGCGGUGAUGAUGGUCAUUUGGCCGACAAAUGCAAGUAUGUGACUACCAAGUGUAAGUUCUGCAACAAGAAGGGACAUCUCGAAAAGGUUUGCCAGUCGAAAAGGAAGGAAGAGAUGAGAAAGAACGAUGCACAUCAUCUGGAGGAGCCGUACGUGGUUAAGGAUCUUUUCCACUUGCGUUCGGCGCUGAACUUUUCAAGCAAGUUCAUGCUGAACAUUACCGUCAACAAGAAGGUGCUCACAUUCGAGGUCGACACUGGAUCCCCGGUGUCAUUGAUCGGUUCCCAAGAUAAGCAACGGUAUUUCCCUCACCUUACCCUUCAUCCUGCUGACCUCCGACUGGUAAGUUAUUGCGAUAAUGAAAUUUCGAUUCUCGGUAAAAUUUUUGUUAACGUUGUUGCUAAUGGAGAUGAGACACUACUUCCUUUACACGUUGCGGAUUCCAGCCGCCACCCACUAGUAGGUCGAAACUGGCUUCGUGAUUUAAAUAUCGAUUUUAAUCGCAUUUUUAAACCUGGUACACAUUCAAUGUCUCACUGUAGCUUGGUGCCGGAAGUUACCACGACUGCUUUAAAAAAUAUUUUGCAUAAAUACCCUAACGUGUUUAAUGACCGUAUUGGCCAUUUUUCUGGUGUGCGGGCUACACUUACGAUCCGUGACAAUACUAAACCAAUGUACAUUAAAGCAAGACCAGUUGCAUUUGCAGUUCGCAAUGCCGUUGACAAGGAAAUCGACAAAUUAGUUAGUGAUGGUAUCUGGGAAAAGGUAGACCAUUCUAACUGGGCGACACCUGUCGUGCCAGUGCAGAAGGCAGGCGGUAGGGUGCGCUUAUGCGGAGAUUACAAAAUUACGUUAAAUCCCAACUUACUUGUCGAUGAUCAUCCCCUUCCAACGGUGGAAGAGCUUUUCGCGACUGUCGCGGGUGGACAACGAUUUUCGAAAAUAGAUUUGUCGCAAGCUUACUUGCAAUUAGAAGUGCGUCGCGAAGAUAGAGAGUUACUUACCCUUAGUACACAUCGUGGACUGUUUCGUCCAACGAGGCUCAUGUACGGAGUGGCCUCAGCCCCUGCAAUCUUUCAAAGAUUAAUGGAACAGAUCCUACAAGAUAUUCCGGGUGUGACAAUUUUUAUCGAUGACAUUCGCGUGACAGGUCCCGAUGACCGUACCCAUUUGCUUAGAUUAGAGGAAGUACUUAAGAGAUUAGAUGCUCAUAAUAUCCGAGCUAAUCGGGAGAAAUGUGAUUUCUUUGCGGACAAUAUCGAGUAUUGCGGUUACAGAAUAGAUCGACACGGUGUCCAUAAGCUACGUUCAAAGAUUGACGCGAUCGAAAACAUGCCAAUUCCUACCAGCAAGGAACAAAUUCGUUCUUUCAUCGGUCUCGUUAGCUAUUACGGUCGAUUUUUCCCCAAUCUUAGUACAAUUCUAUACCCUCUUAACAAUCUUUUAAAAGAUGAUGUUCCAUUUAAGUGGAGCAAUGCGUGUGACAAAUCGUUCAAUCUAGUUAAGCGUGAAAUGCAAACCGACCGUUUUCUUGUCCAUUACGACCCCACUCUACCGGUGAUUCUAGCUACGGAUGCUUCUCCUUAUGGGGUUGGUGCUGUCCUAAGCCACCAGUACCCUGAUGGUUCCGAGCGACCUUUACAGUACGCGUCGCAAACAUUGAGUAGAACUCAACAAAGGUAUUCUCAAAUCGAUAAAGAGGCCUACGCGAUAAUAUUCGGUGUUCGCAAAUUUCAGCAAUAUCUAUACGGUCGUAAAUUUACUUUGAUUACCGAUAAUAAGCCGGUUAGUCAGAUUUUCUCGGAGGUAAAGGGUUUACCUACUAUGUCGGCAAUGCGUAUGCAACACUACGCCGCGUUUUUACAAGCGUUUGAUUAUAGUAUACGUUAUCGUCGUUCGUCGGAUCACUGUAACGCUGAUGCAAUGUCGCGACUACCUGUUGCCACUACUGAUUCGGGAUUUGAAAUUGAGGAAUCAGAUGCCGUCGAAAUAAAUACGAUUCAGACACUUCCCUUGACUGUUGAUGAACUCGGUAGCGCUACACUACAAGACAAAGGUGUGCAAGAGUUGAUGCGUGCGCUUAGAACCGGUAAAGCGAUCGAUGCUAGAUUUCGUUUCGGUAUUAACCAAGAAGAAUUUAGUUUGCAAAAGGAUUGCUUAAUGCGUGGUGCUCGCGUUUAUGUUCCACCUGCUUUGCGCGUUAGAGUUCUGAAUGAACUUCAUUCAACACAUUUUGGAAUAACCCGAAUCAAAUCACUAGCUCGAGGUUACUGCUGGUGGGAAGGCAUUGACAGGGACAUUGAGAAUCUUAUCAAAAGCUGCGCGUCUUGUCAAGUGAAUAGAGCAAAUCCUCCGAAAAUUUCGUUUCACUGUUGGGAAACCCCAUCAGAACCCUUUCAACGUGUCCAUGCGGACUACGCCGGUCCGUUCAUGGGUUUCUAUUUUCUUAUAUUAAUUGAUGCUUAUUCGAAAUGGCCAGAGGUACGUAUCCUCAGGAAUAUGACUACAGAAACUACAAUACGCGUUUGUCGGGAAUUUUUCAGUACAUUUGGCAUUCCAUCCGUUUUUGUGAGUGACAAUGGUCCUCAGUUUACGUCCGCGGAUUUCGAUAAGUUUUUGAAGAUGAAUGGAGUCGUUCACAAACUAAGUGCUCCCUACCACCCGGCGACGAAUGGUCAAGCCGAAAGGUUUAUCCAGACUAUGAAAUGCAAAUUGAAGUCCAUGGAUUGUAACAAAUCCGAUCUACAUUCCGAAUUAUACAAUAUCUUACUAUCGUAUCGAAAAAUGAUACAUCCGACUACAGGACAUUCCCCUGCUCAGAUGGUAUUCGGCCGUCAGUUACGUUCUCGUUUAGACCUGAUGAUUCCUUCAGACGACCCUAAAGACAGUGUAGUUCAGGGAAAAGUACGUGACUUGACAGUUGGAUCCAGGGUGUCAGCACGCAACUACGAUCAUUCUACAAUUUGGGAGUUCGGUGUAAUAAAAGAGCGUCUUGGUAAGUUGCACUACCUCGUACAGUUGGAUGAUGGACGUGUUUGGAGGAGACAUAUCGAUCAACUACGGGCUGUUGCUGUAGAGGAGCAAGACUCGUCGAAAGAGGUAACAUUUUCGCGGAAUGGUGGAUUUAACGAUUGUGAGAACUCAGAAGUGUCAAUCGCAGUAACUCCCCAGAAUCCAAUCCCAGAUAUUCCUUCCUGUACAGAUCCUAUUCCUGAUCCACAAAACUCUCCAAAACCUACCGUUGCUUUAUCUCCUACUCUACCAACUGGCAACACUGCUGUAAACCGAUCACCAGGCGUACAACCGAACCAAGGACUACGUCGUUCAGCAAGGACGAUCAGAGCUCCACAGAAACUGGACCUUUGA
Molecule: messenger RNA, 4089 nt
Organism: Uranotaenia lowii
Lineage: Eukaryota; Metazoa; Arthropoda; Insecta; Diptera; Culicidae
Exons: 1
Coding region: 1-4089 (1362 amino acids)
Biological process (GO): DNA integration
Molecular function (GO): zinc ion binding; nucleic acid binding
Source: RefSeq, a predicted model, not a curated record